Myripristis murdjan (pinecone soldierfish) is the source of this 1032-nucleotide messenger RNA. It is a transcript of the gene lyrm5a, whose product is annotated as LYR motif containing 5a. Gene Ontology annotation, biological process: respiratory electron transport chain. NCBI's taxonomy places the organism in Eukaryota, Metazoa, Chordata, Actinopteri, Holocentriformes, Holocentridae. Gene Ontology annotation, cellular component: mitochondrion. The coding region runs from base 114 to 371 and encodes 85 amino acids. The record is from RefSeq and is a predicted model, not a curated record. The transcript has 3 exons.
UUGCGACAUCCGGAGACGACACACGUCUGUUGUGAAGUCAAGGGAAGACGAAGUAAGGGCACAGCGGAUGAAACGCCUCUUCUAGUUUCAUCAAGUGCCUGUAUCCAUCUGACAUGGCCAACCCUCUCAGGGGUGAGGUGAUCAGGCUGUACAAAAACUUGCUGUAUCUCGGGCGUGAGUACCCGAAGGGAUCCGCCUAUUUCAGGGAGCGUCUGAAAUCGGCUUUCAUGAAGAACAAGGACGAGACAGAUCCCGAGAAGAUCAGGAAGCUGGUGGACCGCGGCGAGUUCGUCAUCAAGGAGCUGGAGGCGCUCUAUUUCCUCAGGAAAUACCGAGCCAUGAAGAAGCGCUAUUAUGAGCCAGAAAAAUAAUUAAGCACAUGGACAGCUCCAUAUUGUUCUUCCGAGGUGAGAUGCUGCCUGUAGCAAGAGUUCUGGGACAGUGAGCUCAAGUCUCACAAUCACGGCUUCAGCGUUAUUUAACAUUUACAGCAGUGGACAUGAGGCGGUCUUUUUUCUGAUCAGUGGGAAACACAUUUCAAUGCAUGAGACAACAGCAGAGUGUCACCUUUAUUUCACUCUCCCAACACUUUGGCUACUUGCCGUUGGAAAAUUCAAUACAAUUCAAUACAAUAUAUCCUUGCCAGACAAAGAAAAUGUAAGAUCCAUUUGCAAGGAGUGCCAAAAGGGACGACUUUUUGAUAGCUGUUACUACAAAAUGCACUAUUUUGAAUGAACUGUACCUUAGGUUUAUUGUUUAUAUCAUAAAUGUUAUGGUAGCAUUAUUGUUUUUUCUUCAGAAAAGUUGUUUGGCCCAAUGGGAAAUGUACACAGUGAUACUAAUACUAUGAAACGCUGAAUGUAUUCUUCACAUUGUCAGUGUAUAUAUUUGUACAUACAUGGUCAAAUGUCUUGGAGGACUUUGAGCAUCAUGCAGUUGUGAAGUGUCAGAUGGAGAACGGCAAUCAGUUUCACACGACUGUGUAUAUAAAGUAGCGUUGUCCUGUGUUGUAAUAAAUUAUUAAAAAUGCCA